Molecule: messenger RNA, 4713 nt
Organism: Candidula unifasciata
Lineage: Eukaryota; Metazoa; Mollusca; Gastropoda; Stylommatophora; Geomitridae
Source: the annotation of a GenBank genome assembly
AUGGAUGACCACGGUGUUGAUGGAGAAAUUGAGGAGGUGUGGGAAGAUCCUGCCACUGAUAAAAGCCAACGUGAAAAGGAUUUAUCUUCUAAAAGAGGCGUGGCUUUGAAUUCCGAUCGCCAGCACCCCCAGAACAAUAGUCAUCAGAGAUCUAGUGGUCAUUAUUUAUCUAACCUGGAUAAACGCAACAAUAAUAGGCAUUCAAAAAAGCACAGACAAAAGGAAGUUGGUUCAAACAUCACCAAGAAUUCCUCCAGAGGACGUAAUCAUUCUCACAGAUCCACACAGCAGCACUCAAGACAGAAUGCUCACAAUUCCACAGAAGACGAAGAUCCUUUAUCAAAAUCCCCCAAUGUAACAGAGAAAAAUGGUGUAGACUCUCGUGGCAAACCUGUGAGGUGGCCAGAAAAGGGUGAAACCGAAGAUGGUGAGAUUUUGGAGGAUGGAGAACUUGAUGAUGAUAAAGAAGCACCAGAAAGUCAACAGAUGUCUGCCGACACAGAUCACAUGGAAGCUUCUGCUUCCAAGUUAAAUAAAGGAGGGAAAAAUGAAAGAAAAAGAAAUCGCAGACGAGGCAAAAGACAUCAUGAAAAUGACAUAAAGAAGAAAAACUAUGCAGAGGUUGCGGAUUUUCAAGAUGGGAAAAACCAGGGACCAUCAUGGGGAUCAGGUUAUAACAUGUCGAACCAAAGGGAGCCAGGAUAUAAAAGGGGAGGCAAAGGCUACCACAGUCCACUUGGCUUAUAUGAUAGUCCAACAGAGGACUUAGAUAAUGAGCUAGUGUCACAGACACUGUUGACAGGAGGAUACCUUGAUGCCUCUGUUGCGGCUGAUGAAAAACAGGGACUUUUUAACCACAAGCUCAGCAUAGGGAAGCCCAGCAAGCGCAAAUAUGAAAAAAAGGAAGGGAAAAGAGGCCGGAAUGCUGACAGCAGUUUUGAAGGUCCACCACAAAAGAAAUCUCUUCUCGACAUGCAGAUGUCUGAAAGACCAGCCUGCAAAUUUUAUUUGGAAGGAAAAUGUGCUAAGGGUGGCAUGUGUCCAUUUAACCAUGAUGUGGAGAAACCCAAGAAGAUGGAGGUCUGCAAGUAUCACUUGACAUUCAAAGGUUGCGUCAGACAGACAUGCCAGUUCAUGCAUCAUAUCCUUUUUUAUUACCACACUGGUGGCAAAUGCUUUGCUGGUGACAGGUGCAAGUUUUCCCAUGAUCCCCUCACUGAAGCAACUCGGAAAGCAUUAGAGUUGAGAGUUGCAGCUGAAGACAUAAUUAACAUGGAGGAUCCAAGUAGCAACAGCGAGCAGAGACUGAGGGAGGCCAACAAGUCCAGUUUGUUAGGAUCCCCACCGCAGCUGAGACCUGAACUAAAAAAGAUUCCGUCUUUGCUUGACAUAGAAGUGCAUAUGCCAGGACAGUCGCCUAAAGCGUCACCACAGAUUGUUAGGCCAUCUGGUUUCUAUAAUGAUACAACCGAAAGCUCUGGGCCAGGACCUAUUAACAGUGUGGGACUAAUGAAGAAUGUCAUAGCUAGUAGUCUCCACAGCCAGCUUUUAAAUAAAUCUGGCGGUGGUGCAGGGUUACUUCCCCUGCCUGUAAGGCCAGGCUUCAUGGGCAGUCAGCCAGGCCUGAACCCUCAGCAUCAAAGGUUUGGUUUAGGAGCUUCUGUUCCAAUGAAAACCACUCAGCCGCCACAGACUGGACAUAUUUCUCCUGUUCUGAACAUGCUUGGCGCCAUUAUUCGGGAAGCAGCCACACAGAAAGGACCAGAUAGCCAAAGCAGUUUGAUGCCCAAGGUUAGCAUGGGUGUCAGCGGCAUGAGCCCAAGCUUGAAUAAUGGGGAUCACAAUAAAAUGGCUGUACAGAGCAUUGCCAGUAAUACAAACAAUUUUGGGUCUGUGAACACUGGUUUUGAUAAGGCAGCAAACAGUAUUGCCAGUUAUGGAAAAAUGGGCUCUAUUGAAAACUUCAGCCAGGACAAAGACAUAAAAUCAAAUGUCAAAUUGAACCAGAUUGUUAGCAGUAGCAAAACUGCUUCAUCAGGUCAACGGAAUAUGCUAGAAGAGUCCUGUAAAACAGAGGCUGGUGAUACAAGUCAGAGAAAUUUUGAUGACGCGGAAGAAAGCCAAGAUAUUUGCGAGCUGAACAAAAUUCGGCAGCAAAUACAGGCACAGAUUGAUGAAGAAGAACAGAAAGAAGUUGCUGAAGGUGAAUGUGAAGAACAGAAGAUUCAACUACAAGAGAAACCUCCUGCUGACAUUCAGGAAACAGAAGGUUUGAGCACUUGUAACACUGUCUUGGUGAAAAAGGAAAACGUAGAAAUUCCCACACAUCUGCCUAAAACACAGCAAGAGCUUUUCAAGAGAAUACAACAGCAACAGUUACUUCGGGAGACAGAACUGGACAAACAGAAAACAUGUAUAACUGCAGAAGAGAGUAAAGCCAAAGAUGUGGAUGAUUGGUAUUCUAGUGAUGAGGAUGAGGAAGGAGAAACUAAACCUAAACUGACAGAUGUGUUGAAAAAGUUGAACCAAGAUCCAUCAUCACAUGCUUCUGGGCCAUCAGCCGUGGAAACCCAUAUUACCAAUCCACCUGAGCAAAAGACUGUGCCAUCAGCCGCCUCCACUUUCAACAUCAUGCAGAUGAUCAAUGCUAUCAAAGUUCAGAGCCAGCUCUCCAAGCCAGAAAUAGAAAAUACUCAAACAACCUUCCAGCCAUUGAACUUGCCCCAAGACAGCCUUCAAGGACCGGAUUCUGUGAUGUCGCCAGCUUCACCAACAACAACUGUGCCAACCACAAUCAUGAAAUCAUUUGGUAUACUCCAUAACGUAUCCAACUGCCAACCUCCGCCACUUGCAGUGGAUCCGCCUGUGAUCAGUGCUGUCCCCUUGAAACCUCUUAAUUAUGUUGCUGUGAGAAUAUCACUUGAAAUGCCCAAACCAUACGCUGAACUCUUAGACUCUGUCUUUGCUGCAGAUCCUGCUUUUAAAGAUGAUCCAAGGGUUAAAUGGCAUCUCAGCUAUAUUGAAAAGCAACCACCAAAGGAGCCUCAAAGUGAAAGUAGCAGUGAAGAAAGAUCUCACAAACCGUCUGAUCCACGCCUCACCAAACAAAGUGAUUCCAACGGCAAUGAUAGGAUAGAGGGCGCUAGAACAUCUGACCCUCGGUUACACAGAACUGAACCUCAGUCCUUGCCUGCUGACCCAAGACUUGCUCGCUUGGCAGGUGGCAAUUUUGACCCACGUCUUAAUCGCCAGAUAAUCCAGAAUCAAAAUGGCAGUGAUAUUUUGAACAUAAGAGGUGGAGCUAUGCCAGCGAAUAUUAUGAACAUGGACAACCCAGUGGGUAGUUUCAUGAACGGCCCAGUGAAUAACGUGGCACCGGUACAGAAUAUGAAUGGCGGUAUGCCUGGCCAUAUUAUUGGUCAGAUAGGAGGUCAUGUGAAUAGUUUUAAUGUAGAAGGCCGCCGAAUGGUGCAGGGUGGAAGUGGGUCACCAAAUAUGACAGAGUCAGUGGUUAAUCAAAUGAACGUGAUGGGAAGACCCAUGAACCAAAUGGUUGGUGAGAUAAAUCAGAUGCAUUUAUUGAGAGCACCACACAUGCCAUCGUUUGGUUUGGGUGGCAACAGAAUGAUGAUUAGCCAGGAGAACACAUUGGAAGAUCCUCUGUGUCAGCCAAAUCAGUUACGUACUGAUCCGUCGCUGAUUGUAUCAGGGGUACAUAAUUCAUCAGAUCCUCGGUGCGGAUACAAGGUGCUCAACGAGAUGCAUGGCAAUACUGAUCCUAGGUUGCGACAUAGAUCUAUUGGCCCUAUAGAUCAGCAACAAAGAUUUAUGAAUCCUAGAGACCAGCAACAAAGAUUUAUGGGCCCUAGAGACCAGCAACAAAGAUUUAUGGGCCCCAGAUAUCAGCAGCAAAGAUCUAUGGAUCCUAGAGACCCGCAGCAAAGAUCUAUGGAUCCUAGAGAUCCGCAGCAAAGAUCUAUGGAUCCUAGAGAUCUGCAGCAAAGAUCUAUGGAUCCUAGAGACCAGCAGCAAAGAUAUAUAGAUCCUAGAGAUCCACAACAAAGAUCUAUGGAUCCUAGAGACCAGCAGAAAAGAUCUAUGGAUCCUAGAGACCAGCAUUUCAAUAUGAAGGAUUCAGGUUUGUUUAGAAUGAGUCCUAACUCGGACACUGUCAGUUCAACAAUUCAAGGCUCCGUUAAUCAGGGAACUCUUAUGCAUACUAACAAUUUUAAACCAUUUACACAUGGUUUGCAACAGCAAAGAGAGAUUUCUCAAAGCUUAAACGUCGUACAGAAAGCUCAGGGUGAUGGACUUUUGCCAUACCCAUCAUCUGUAGCAUCAUCUAUGCCAAACUCAGACACUGAUGACUCUUCACUUACUAAACUUGAUCACAGAAGAGACCCACGUUUUAAACGAGUGAAAAAAGUAUCUGGCCCGCAGAAGGACAGCAUGGAAUACAGUUCACCAUUAGGUGAUGACAAAUGUGUGGAUGUUCCAGGAGGUAAUGGCCAGUAUGGCUCAGCUCAUAAUAGCUAUAAUCGUUCAAGGUCUAGCCACGAUACCGGUGUAAGGGCGGUCCCUAGCCCUCCGUUACCAGACACACUUCGAGAUUUUAGUCUUCCAGCGUCACCAUCUUUGAAUGUUGCAGAACCAUUUGUGCAAGUUAAACAUCUUUUUAAAACAAUUGACCCGACAGCAUCUCCAUUCUGCUGA